Molecule: messenger RNA, 216 nt
Organism: Prunus armeniaca (apricot)
Lineage: Eukaryota; Viridiplantae; Streptophyta; Magnoliopsida; Rosales; Rosaceae
Source: the annotation of a GenBank genome assembly
AUGGUGGCGGUGGCGGUGUCAGUGGUAGUGAUUGUGAUGAUGCUGGCAGUGGCUGUGGUGGUGAUGACGAUGGGGCUGAUAGUGGGGGUGGUAGUGGUGGUGGAGGUGGUGAUAGUGGGGCUAGUAGUGGGGGCAACGAUGGGUGGUGGUGGCGCUAGGGGCAGGCGACAACGAUUAUUGUGGUGGUGGCGGCAGGGCGACUAUGGUGAUAGUUAG